Drosophila persimilis is the source of this 2583-nucleotide messenger RNA. It is a transcript of the gene pxb, whose product is annotated as dendritic arbor reduction protein 1. Bases 223 to 2196 code for a protein of 657 amino acids. The transcript has 5 exons. Lineage: Eukaryota; Metazoa; Arthropoda; Insecta; Diptera; Drosophilidae. The record is from RefSeq and is a predicted model, not a curated record.
AGUAAAAAAAAGCCCCAACCAUUUUGGAGUAUUAUAGGAAAUAGCGGCUCCUUGAGAGGCCGCCGCCGACGGCUGUCCAGCGAUGACAGCAGCAGCCUUUGGGCAGAGCAUUUGACCCCAACCAAAAAAGAACACAGCCGAAAAGCCAAACAGGACUCCCUACCAAGGAUUCCCCGAAACGCAAAACAAAAAUUUUUGUGGGCCGCACCGAUACGUCACCAAAUGUGGAAAAUGUUGGAUAUCAUGGAUAUGCCCUCCUCCGAUGCGGACAUCUUUAUGUUCGAAUGCGACGACUGUGCGGGGGGCAUGUUGCCCAUGCCGCUGGCACCGCCGCCACAGUUCCUUAUACCGCCGCCGCCGAGGCCGCCAGCGCUGGCCGAGUACACGGUGGUGCCGCAGGACUGCAACGACGAGCAGUUGGCCCAGCAGCAAUGGGACAGCGAUGUCUGCCAGGCAAUGCCGAUCUUGGAUGCCAGCCUGUACAGCAGUCAAUCGUUGGCCACUUCGGCCAUGAUUGCGGUCUUCUCGCUGCUGUUGGUCUUGAUUGUUCUCAUCUCGUCGCUAUUCGUUUGGAAAAACAAACGUAAAGUCCAGAAUCUCCUGCCCUGCAAGACACCCACCCGCGGUGGACCCCUCACCGGGGCCAUGCCUUUGGGCGGCGGCGGAACCCUGGGCUCGGCGCACCAUCAUCACCAUCAUCAUGGCCUGUACGAGGAUCCCGAUGCACAUUUGGGCCAUCAUCGGCCACUGGUGAUGCAUCGGCAUCAUCAUCAUCAUCAGCAUCACCAGCAGUUGCCCCAUCAUCAUCAUUAUCAGCAGCAUCAUUCAGAGCUGCUUCAAGGCAAAAGCAUUCACUAUCCCAGCGGCUAUCCCAUGACACGGUCCCCCCCCUUCCUCGUGAGCUCCUCGCCCGGACCCGAUCCGUAUCGCUCCAAUGACAAUGUGUACGAGGAGCUGGGGCCGGGACGCGUCGAUUCCGAUGGCGAAUCAGAGCCACCGCUACAUUCCGAUGAUGAUUUCGCCGAGGACGAGUUGUCGCUGCCAGGCGAAUGCAGUUUCCAGAAGGAGUCGCCAGCAGCAGGGGCAGGGGCAGGGCCCGUGGCGGCGGCCAACAACACAGCGGCUCCUGGGGCCACGCCCUAUCAUGAACGUGCUGGGGGCAGUGGGACACAGGGACUGCUGCAGCAGGCGCCCCAAGAGCGUCACAGUGUCCUGAGCAGUGGAUCGUCGACGGGCCAGGAUGCCUCCACGGCCACAGCCUCUUCGGGCUCCGGCUCGGGCAACAACAACAACAACAACAACGAGCUGCUGCUGGUGCGACGCACUCCCCGCACCCGACAGCCGCGCAGCAAUCCGGCAGCCCAGGAUCAGGAUCUGAAUAACAGCAGUUCGACGGCCGAAAUCGCCGACCUGGCACCCCUGUACGACAACCGCAGCAACCUGAUGUCCCUGGGCUACAUGGCCCGCUCGACGGCUCCCCAGUUCUACAACACGCUGGAGCACGAGGUGGAGCGCCGGAACCGCAUCAAUGCGCAGCUGAGCAAGGCCCCCGUGCCGCCGCUGUCGACCAUCUACAGGGAACGCAUACGGUAUCCGGCGGCCAACCAGCAGUAUCCCUCGAACAGUGCCAGUGGCCUGAUGGCGGCCACAAUGCGGGCGCGCACCCAGCCCCGGAUAGUGGAUCGCCGCUUGGCGGCGCAUCAGCACCAGCACCAUCGCAUCCAUGCGGCGCCGUUGCACCAGGAGCCCGCCUAUGGCUAUGCCGAGCCGAUGUACAAUGCCAACUAUUACUACGAGAGUGCGGCCAAUCAGCAGGCCAGGGCCGUGCCCUAUGCCACCUCCACCGGGGACUAUCGGCAUCCGUAUGGCGACUCGAGUUUUGGCUCCGAUUCGGGGUACAGUCACCACACGCCCGCCAGCUCCAUCGGCAGGCAGGACUACGAUCUGGCCGAGCCGCAGCUGCAGCAGCUCCAGCAGCCCAAGCAGCCCAGCAAACUGAGCUCCGCCUUGAGCUUUGGCUGGAACAGGGGCAGGGGCAAGGCCACGCCCAUGACGGUUGUGGCGGCCACAGCGACGGCCUCCAGCAGCAGCAGUGCCGAGGCCACGAGCCCCAACAACAACAGCAGCGCCUGCUCCACGGUCACAUCCCAGCUGGAAAAUAAUAAUCCCGCUGCAGCCAGUCUGUCGCCGGCGUAGAUCCUUUCAGUGUAAAUACAGGAAUACGUAGGGUAUUCCCCUGUACAGUUAGUCAUAGGCUUCCUAUAUCCCCCCACCCCCUGAUCUGCCCUGCGUGUACAUCGUCAAAGCAAUAGAUAAUAAAUUAAACAAAAGAAGAGAGCCCAAAGUUUCUUGAUAGGUUUAUUAUUAUACGGAAUGGACGGAUUGUACGGCCAUAAAACAAGUUUUCGCUCUGUUUCAAAAGCAAAACUUAUCGUCUCGAAAGCAAAGAACUUAUAGAUCCUAAGUGUUUUUCCAAUGUGAUUGCCAAAUUCUACAAUAUAUAUAUUUAAAAAAACAAAAACAACAACAGAACAAAACUAAAAACUACAAUUAAAAAUUAAUUUAUAAUGACUAUCAAAUAUC